AUGCCUCCCCCAGGUCGCGUGGUGGUGCUGCGCCUCCGCCAAGCCCGGACUUUGGUGUGGCACCAAGAGGCGCGCAGGCUUCUGGGUAUCCUCAGGGCGGCGGCAGCUUGUGGGGCGUUUUCGGCCCUCCCGCCUAUCACCCUGGCCCUUCUCUGCUUGGACGGCGUCUACCUCUCCCCGACCGAGAAUGAUUUUGUGCACCGCGUCCAGGAGGAGCUGGACCGCUUCCUGCUGCAGAAGCAGCUGUCCAAGGUGCUGCUUUUCCCCCCACUCUCCAGUCGCCUUCGGUACCUGAUCCACAGAACAGUAGAGCAUUUUGAUCUUCUGAGUAGCUUCUCUGUUGGGGAGGGCUGGAAGAGAAGGACAGUCAUCUGUCACCUGGACGUCAGGUUACCCAGCUCAGAUGGACUCUCUGGCCCCUGCCGCCUUCCUGCCUCCCACUCUAGCAAGUACCAAGGUCCUUGGCCCACCUCAAACCAGGGAGUGGCUGCUACUCCCCGAGGGGCACGGGCAGGCCGGGGGCAUCGGGGACGCAAGCCGGACCAGCCUUUAUAUGUGCCUCGGGUACUGCGCAGGCAAGAAGAAAGGAUGCCCACCCCUACCCCAGGGCUCCAGGUUGACGCUCUAGCUGGCAGGCACCUGGAAGAGCCUGCAGAUGCUGGUGCCGGGGACCCCAGCUCUGAUCAGGAGUGUCCUGUGUUGAUGACUCGGGCACCAGAGGACCUAAAGGGCCCAGGCCAGCACUGUGAGAACGAGCAGCUGCUCGACCCAGUGGGCACCCAGCCCUCGGGGCCUGAGAGCCACUCAGGGAUGGGGGAUAGCCUGGAGGAAGCCACACAGCUUUCAUCUACCCUGCAGCCAGACUUGGGAGAGGGGAAUGGGGGUGAGCUGGAGAGGAGCCUGGCGGCAGAGGAGGAGGAAGAAGACCUGGACGAGGAGGGGCCCGGCAGCUGCUCCGAGGAUGAUUACAGUGAGCUGCUGCAGGAGAUAACGGACAACCUGACCGAGAAGGAGAUUCAGGUAGAGAAGGUGCACGUGGACACAUCCUCCUUCGUAGAGGAGCUACCUGGAGAGCAGAACUUUGCCCAUGUGGUGGAAAUCUACGACUUCGAACCAGCGCUCAAGACUGAGGACCUGUUGGCAGCGUUUUCCGAGUUCCAAGAGAAGGAGUUCAAGAUUCAGUGGGUGGACGACACGCACGCACUCGGCGUCUUCCCCUGCGUGGCCUCAGCUGCUGAAGCCCUGGCCAAGGACUUCUCGGGGCUCAAGAUCCGGCCCCUCACACAGGGAAGCAAGCAGUCAAAGCUGAAAGCCCUGCAGAGGCCAAAGCUCCUGCGUCUGGCGAAGGAGAGACCACAGACAAGUACAGCAGUGGCCCGCAGGCUGGUGGCCCGGGCCCUGGGGCUUCAACACAAAAAGAGAGAGCGGCCUGCUGUUGAGUCUCCUACCUCCCCGAGGCCCUGAGCGGCCCAGCCAGGCCAGCCAGCCUAGCCAGCCUGGCUGGACAUCCCCGGGACAAGCCAGUGCGCCCACAAGCCUCUACAGAGACAACGGCCCUGCACCUUGUGGAGUGUGGGGCAUCACUGUGGAGUGUUGUGAGCUUCAGUUUGGUCUACUUUCAGAAAAUUGAGAAAAAAAUAAAAACUUAAAGGUUGUUAAAUGUGAUUGCUUCAAAAUAAUGGUCUACCAUGGGACACUACAGGGUGCUGUUUGUCUCCCAUUUUAGACCUGAGGAUGCAGAGGAAAUUGGUUGCUCUAGGAGACUGGCCUGGAGGAUUCAGCUGGGUCUGCAAGGCGUUUUUGCAGAGCCUGCCCCGCUUGGGGAGUAGGUCACACCUGUUGUCUCCCCUCACGAGUUGGGUGUUCUUCCUGCCACCAGGAGCUGCAGCAUGGCUGCAGCGAUGGCACAGCUGAUGGCCCUGGCCCCCUGGGGCAGGUUCUGAUGUUUCCUGUCAGUGGGCCACAGAAGGGCUCCUUGCAAAAUAAAUGUGAGCAGAGCCACGAGGUGGGUUCUGAAAUGG
This is a messenger RNA of Phyllostomus discolor (pale spear-nosed bat), 2021 nucleotides long. It is a transcript of the gene R3HCC1, whose product is annotated as R3H domain and coiled-coil containing 1. Lineage: Eukaryota; Metazoa; Chordata; Mammalia; Chiroptera; Phyllostomidae. Gene Ontology annotation, molecular function: nucleic acid binding. The record is from RefSeq and is a predicted model, not a curated record.